This is a messenger RNA of Paramacrobiotus metropolitanus, 1080 nucleotides long. RefSeq lists its product as uncharacterized. The coding region runs from base 106 to 1005 and encodes 299 amino acids. Lineage: Eukaryota; Metazoa; Tardigrada; Eutardigrada; Parachela; Macrobiotidae. The record is from RefSeq and is a predicted model, not a curated record. The transcript is spliced from 7 exons.
AAGUGGUUUGGACCGUUUGGUAGCUUUGUGCUUGCAACUUGCAACUUGCGAGUAGUUUUUAAAUUUACCUGCACACUCGUAACUCUUCUUCGUUGGCCAUGCGAGAUGCCUUUGCCGUCGCCCAACCAACCGCGACGGUCUUCAGAGAGCCAGCACUGCUCGGGUAGUGACGGUAGUGUGUCGCCUGAACACAUUCGGGAGAAAGACCCAGGACAGCCUGUACAAGAGCGCCAGGAUCCAGACAGCGCCAACGAGAACGGGGAAUUGGAGUUUUGUGAGGCUGUUGGACGUCCGGACCGGGAGGUUGUCCCUGGCGAGGGCGUUUCCAACGAGAUGGUUGUGCGGGUCUCCCAGCGCGCCACGCAUGUGCUGAUGAGGGGGACGAUUUGUGCAUUGAACGAUCCCCUGCGCUGUCCCUUCGGGCUGGAAGAGGGCGCUCCAGAGGCCUGCGUCAAGUUCGGCGCGGGCUACCCGCAGUGGCUGAAGGCGCACUUGGAGGCCGUCCACGGAAUGCACAGCGUCCAACUGAAUUUCGUCUGUCCGUGUCCGGCCGAGUUCAACGACGGUGCUGACUGCGAUUACGUGCAGUUCGACCCCUUCGGAGACAUUUUGCCUGACCACAUCCGCGAGCGCCACCCCGUAUACAAGGAGCGCGUCAUGGAGGCACUGUACAAACAACGCAGCAAGAAGUGUGGCGCGAAGCACCGAGAGUUCCUGCUAACGGGCAAGAGCGAGACCUUCGCGGAGGGCACGAGUAAUUGCAGUAUCCUGUGGCCCAGCCAGAUCAUCGCCGACAGGAUCGUCAUCCCCACCCGGGUUGAUAAGUAUUUACUCGAUUGUCGUCUAACUCCUCACCUUCCUCGACAAUGUUGUCCGCCAAGUUCUGCCUGGUUUUGCUCGUCUGCACGACUGGGCAAGUGCUGUACAUCUGCAAGAUCGACGCGUGUGCCGCCAAGGAGGACGGCCAUCAAAUCCCUUCCUCCUACCACAUGUUCGCGCAUUUGAUGAUGCAGCACCGCGGGCGUUGCGCGUCGCUGCCCACCCAAGUGUACCACACCUGCGCCGACCCGGAGUGCCGUG